Molecule: messenger RNA, 1271 nt
Organism: Pocillopora verrucosa
Lineage: Eukaryota; Metazoa; Cnidaria; Anthozoa; Scleractinia; Pocilloporidae
Product: galactosylceramide sulfotransferase
Biological process (GO): glycolipid biosynthetic process
Cellular component (GO): membrane
Molecular function (GO): galactosylceramide sulfotransferase activity
Source: RefSeq, a predicted model, not a curated record
UGUUAUGCCCAUUUGCAGGUUACGAUCCCGAUUGCAGAGGUGCAAUUAAGGACAUGAUGCAAUUUCACAAACGCGUAAUUAUGGUAUUUUCCACUCUUCUUCUUGCCUCAUGGCUCGUUUUACAAUUAUUUGAAAGAGAUCUGUGUAGCAAAUCGCUCAGCUUAGAAAGGAAACUGAUGGAAGUUGACCCUCUUGAACAGUCAACAGAUAAGCUGCAACUUCAAUGUAAACCGGCGAACAACAUUUUAUUCCUAAAGACGCACAAAACCGGUUCCAGUACGGUGACAAACAUUUUAAAUCGUUACGGCGAUACUAGAAGUUUAAUAUUUGCCAUGCCUGCGACUAAAAAGAGCUACAGUUUCUACUGGCCUCUUUCCUUUUCACUCCGGUUUACACAGGUACUUUGGAAAGCGCCAAAUAUCUUAUGUAACCAUGCCAGAUACAAAAAAGCACCAAUGAACUGGCUUUUUCCAAAACAGACAACUCAUUAUGUUACAAUAUUGAGGGAACCAACACAGCAUUUUGAGUCUAUCUUUAAUUUCUUCUUUCUCGGCAAACAUUUUAAAGGAUUGGAAAAUGCUUCGUCGCCUCUUGAAAAGUUUCUUCAGAACCCAACGGUAUACCUUAAAGUAGCAAAUCGAACAAAAAACUCUGGUUUGUUAAAGUUGAUGAAAAAUCCAGCGUUAUUUGAUCUGGGUCUUGACACAAAGUAUCAUGAUGAUCUAAGUCUAGUGCAGAACUACAUUCGAUUCCUACAAAGAGAAUUCGACGUUGUUAUGCUCAUGGAAUACUUCGAUGAGUCACUGGUGCUUUUGAAAAGACGACUUUGUUGGAAAAUCGACGACAUUCUGUACUUUAAACUCAACGAGAGGAGAGACACCGAUAAACAAAAUCUAUCUAACGAUGUUAGAGAGAAAAUUGUAAAAUGGAAUUCUGGCGAUGAGCUUCUGUAUAACGCUUUUAAACGAAAGUUAUGGGAAAUGAUAGCAGAAGAAGGCCCAGAUUUUUUCAAAGAUCUCGCAAUCUUUCGAAGACAAUUAAAAUGCGUCAAAAUGACCUGUCUACAAGAGGGGAAUUUUCUGACCAGGCCCUAUGCUGGGAGACUGGUGCGAGGCUAUGUAGUGAAAGCUAACAUUUCUAAAAGUCUUAAUGAAUCUUGUAGUAGGAUGAUAAUGAAUGAGAUACCAUAUCUGGAUUACCAUCGCGAAAAAUUGUAUCGACAACUUUUAACUAUAGACAAACAUGAAAUUCACGUAGAUCGUCUUAGAUGA